CACAGUACGCUUCAUACACACAGCGCGCACUUCCUGGAGGUGCGAUGAACUUUUCCUUCUCUGGAUGCGGAUUUCUCGGCGUCUACCAUCUCGGUGUCGUCUCAUGUCUCAAAACUCGAGCUCCACAUCUCUUGCCUCACAUACAGAGCGUGGGAGGGGCAAGCGCUGGCGCUUUGGCCGCCGUUUUUCUCCUCUCUCCUCGCGCCGACGUCGACGCAGCACUAGAACGAGUACUUGAGACGUCGGAAAGAUUGCGGAGUCACUACCUCGGGCCGUUUGACCCUCGUUUUGACAUUCUUGGCGAGCUUGAGUUGUCGCUGAGGAGACUACUGCCCGAUGAUGUUCAUAUCUCGACGUCGGGGAAGCUGAGAGUUUCGUUGACGGUUGUUAAAGGGAGAAGACGCUUGGAGAACUUAAUCGUGCGCGACUUCGAAUCGAGAGAUGAUCUAAUCGAGGCAUUAAAGGCAAGUUGCUUUAUUCCUCUUUUCUCUGGUAUCAGAUUGCCACGCUUCAGAGGCCAGUAUUGCAUUGAUGGCGGUUUCACUGACAACUUGCCAUCAAUUUCGGAUGCCAUCACAGUGUCACCAUUCACUGGUGAAACAGAUAUAUGUCCACUGGAUAUGUAUUCGGCUACCAAUAUGAAUGUCAACCUAAAAAACAUGAGCUUUCAGGUAACAUUAGAGAACCUCUACCGGUUGUCCAAAGCUCUAGUACCUUCAGAAAUUAAAUAUUUUCGACGUCUCAGACAGAAGGGAUACGAAGACUGCUUUCGAUAUCUUAGCAGGAAACACAUACAACGGACAUUGAACAAUCCUCAUCCAAUUGUAAAUAAUCUGAAUCAGGAUGAAUCUCAAAAUCAGUACAAUAUUCAGCCAGAUGGAAGUAGUAGAACAACAUGUGGCAUACCGAGUGUAUGCAAUAAUCGCUAUACCGUCAGUGCAAGUUGUGCCAUUUCUGUUCAAUGUGAAGCAACCUUAGUGACAACAGCUAAGUCUCAAUGUGAGGAUGUAUCAGAGACACGGUUGUUGAAAUGUGACUGGCGUAGAAGGUUACAAGCUGGAAGUAUGACAUUACAAUCGGUUGGAAACGCCCUUGCAAUGAUCCUCGACAUGGUCAAGAGUGGGCUUGUGUAUAUCAAAGACGGUGCUUGCUACGUUGUUGGAGUGUGUGGACAGGCGACCAAAAUCAUCAGUCUUCGUGCAUUGAGGAGCUGGGACGAGUUGUACAAAUUGGUAACAACCAUUCUGGCAAAUACAGAAUUCAUGCCUCUGCCUCUGCCAUCGUCGGUAUUACCUCAUGAAGCAUCAUCCCCCAUGUCGAAAGUACCUGCCCACAAAGGAAAGGGGAGAAAGCGGAGAAAAGCAAAACCAAGUAAAUAGAGAAAUACUGUAAUUGUAUAUGUAUUGUUGAUAAUGUAUGAUGUACAUAAGGAAUGAACUAUAAGUGGACAUAGAUUGUACGUUUUAUUCCAUCUGAAGUACAUAUAUAUGUAUGAUGUGUUAGUUUUGUUACAAUGCAAGAGUCAGAAUUAUAUCAUUCUUGAAUAUGUA
Messenger RNA from Corticium candelabrum, 1550 nucleotides. Its product is annotated as patatin-like phospholipase domain-containing protein 2. The transcript is spliced from 7 exons. The record is from RefSeq and is a predicted model, not a curated record. Gene Ontology annotation, biological process: lipid homeostasis; triglyceride catabolic process. Bases 45 to 1379 code for a protein of 444 amino acids. Gene Ontology annotation, molecular function: triacylglycerol lipase activity. Gene Ontology annotation, cellular component: lipid droplet; membrane; cytoplasm. NCBI's taxonomy places the organism in Eukaryota, Metazoa, Porifera, Homoscleromorpha, Homosclerophorida, Plakinidae.